Messenger RNA from Periophthalmus magnuspinnatus, 3968 nucleotides. Its product is annotated as oxysterol-binding protein-related protein 7-like. The transcript has 23 exons. The record is from RefSeq and is a predicted model, not a curated record. NCBI's taxonomy places the organism in Eukaryota, Metazoa, Chordata, Actinopteri, Gobiiformes, Gobiidae. Gene Ontology annotation, cellular component: intracellular membrane-bounded organelle; perinuclear endoplasmic reticulum; plasma membrane. Gene Ontology annotation, molecular function: cholesterol binding. The coding region runs from base 189 to 2921 and encodes 910 amino acids.
CAGAUCAUCAUUAUAACACACACGGAUAGACACAGGAGCAGACUACACCUUGGAAGUGUAAAAACUAACCAGUGAGGACAGGGCAGCAAGACUAACACCUGGACUUGUACUGGGAUAAGUCCAGGUAUCUGCUAACACAGUGUCCGUGAGAUGACAAAGGAGCCCCUCUGACUGCACACAGGACAAAGAUGGACCCCCAGGUGUGCCUGCCCUCUCUGAACAGCAGCCAGUCACUGAUCCUGGAGCGAUCUCCUGCAUUUAAACCCGGCCACUCACGUAACAGCAGCACGGGCUCCUCUAAACACUCCAAAGUGUCUCGUAACUGGGAGGUGAUGGAUGACAUGCAACACAUGGACAUGGUCACCGCCACCGGCUCCUCUAUGGACCUGAGCAUCCCGGGUAUCUGUGAGGGCUUCCUGAUGAAGAGGAGGAAGUACCCUCUCAAGGGCUGGCACAAGAGAUACUUCAUGUUGGAGAAGGGCGUUCUCAAGUACUCAAAGUCUCAGCAGGACAUUAUAAGAGGGAAGCUUCACGGGGCUCUGGACGUCAGCUUGGCUGUCAUGUCCAUUAACAAGAAGACCAAGCGCAUUGACCUGGAUGCAGGAGACAACAUCUACCACCUCAAGGCCAAGAGUAAUGACAUCUUCUACAUCUGGCUGACCAAGCUGUGUGCUCACCGGAUCUUUAAAAAGAACGAGGCCAUGAGCGUGCACCGGGGGGUCCUGCACGCUCUGUCCCUGGGUCAGAGCUCCCUGCCUGCCAUGUCUGGCCCCGCCCAGCCCCGACGCUCCACGCCUCCAAACUAUGCCAGCUCGGCGUCCGUGUACCAGACUGAGAUGAGCAGUCCUGCCCCGAGAGUGGCCCCUAACCUCGGGGUCAACAGCAAAGUGUCUGCCUGGCUCCAGCAGACCCAGGACAUCGAUGCUACAUCCAACGAGUUGGCGCGGUGUCAGGCUGAGCUGGCGGAGAUGGCUCAGCUGAUCCAAAGACUGCACUGGCUGGAGGGAGGACUGCCCAUCACCAGCACUGACCUGGAGCUUAGGAUCAGCAUGCAGAACCUGACCCUGGAGAAGCCAAAGAAGAAGGGCAGAGGCGUUGGUCACUCCAGGACACUGUCACGAGUGGAGGCCAUGGGCGAGAUGUAUCCCACAGGCACAUUGGGCGGCAACAACAGCAGUCUGGGUAACUCUGUCCCCUCCCUCCCGGGGUACUUGUACUCUCAGUUGUCCAAGCCCCAGGUCAGCUCUCCAGAGGCCCAGAAACUGCACACGGAGAUCUGCGCUGCAUCGCAGAGAGUGCAUGCGUCUCUGUGCUCGGUGCACGAGGUUCUGACUCUGGAGAGAGAGAGGCUCAGACAGGCCUGGACCGGACCAGACCUGAGACAGAACACCUCCCACCAACUGGCGACGCUCUGCAGUACAUUGUCUGAGUUUGACAUUCAGUCACGCCUGACCAAAGUCCACUCGUUCUCCCUGUCCUCUGACUCUUCGGACGAAUCCUUCUGUACCGUCCAGCCCGAGCAGACACCCUCCCUGCACAGUCAGCGCCCGCCCUCCGUGGCUGAGUCUCUGGCGGAGUACUAUGACGCCAGCGAGGUGAUCAUAUGUGAGAGCUCGUCUGAAGCGGAGCAGUCUGACGAGAGUGGAUUGAGCGACAUCACCACCACCAGCACGUCCGAGCCCGAGGAGGGACACUCUGCUGCCACGCUCAACUACAGAGACAGUCUGAACAACGCUCCAGACAAACGGCUUGUGCGCUCUGAUACUGGCCGCCGUACCACCCUGCCCGCCCACUGCACAGACAACAGUCAUAUUGGCGUCAUGGCAAUCCUGUACAACAACAUCGGUAAAGACUUGUCCCGGGUGUCCAUGCCUGUGGCCCUGAACGAGCCUCUGUGUCUGCUGCAGAGAGUGAGCGAGGAGCUAGAGUACUCUGAGCUGCUGGACACGGCCAAUCACAUCGACGACCCCUACAUCAGGAUGGUGUAUGUGGCAGCCUUCUCCAUCUCUGGGUAUGCAUGGGCCUCCUGGAGGAACCGGUACAAGCCGUUUAACCCCGUCCUGGGAGAAACGUACGAAAGCGUCCGGGAGGACAGAGGAUUCCGCUACGUCAGUGAACAGGUUUGCCAUCACCCACCCAUCUCAGCGUGCCACGCAGAGUCAGAGAACUUCACCUUCUGGCAGGAUCAGAGAUGGAAGAACAAGUUCUGGGGCAAAUCUCUGGAGAUAAUCUCGUCUGGCCCGGUCCAUGUCACACUGCCCAGGUACAACGACCACUAUGAGUGGAACAAAGUGGUGACAUGCAUCCACAAUGUGCUGACGCAGCACCGCACUCUGGAGCACUAUGGAGAGGUGCUAAUCACCAACAAGAACAGUGACGUGUGCACAUGCAAGAUCUCCUUUGUCAAAGCGCGGUAUUGGAGCUCGACCAGCACAAAGAACGAGGUGCACGGGGAGGUGCUGAACCGCUCUGGGGAUGUGGUGCACCGCUUUGGGGGCUUCUGGCACGAGGGGAUCUUCUGUGACACGUUGCCUGAGCCCAAGUGCAUCUGGAAGCCCAACGAGCAGCCGGAGGACAACUUCCAGUACUACGGCUUCUCCAGAUACGCUCGAGAACUCAACGAACUCACACCACAGCUGCAUAAAGUGCUGCCCCCGACUGACACGCGCUUCCGCCCUGACCAGAGGCUGCUGGAGGAGGGCAAAGUGACAGAGGCCGAUAAGAAGAAGGACGAGGUGGAGCAGAAGCAGAGAGAGCGCAGGAAGGAGCUGGCCAAGAGGAACGAGGAGCACCAGCCACGCUUCUUCUAUAAAUCGUUGGAUGACAGUGGGCGUGAGGCGUGGCUCUACAACGGCACCUACUGGCAGACACGGGACAAUCCUGGAUUUGCCGCUACAGAGAACCUCGACCUGUGGUGUUAGGUCCUGACUGGGACUGUGGACAGGAGGCACCUGUGAGCGCCCCCUACGCCUCAGGGGGGAGAGGUGCUGCCAUGGAGCAUGAAAGACUAGAGAAAGCUGGAUGUCUCUACCAACGUAACCCCCACAUCUCAGAAACAAACAGCACCAUUUAAAGGAAAUGAUUUGAAUGACAGUGAGUGGUUUUAGUGUUAAGAUUUUGAAUUUUACUUAUUUUUGGCUAAAGAAUCACAACGGACGUUUUCUGUUGGAGGAACUUUGCUUGUCUCCUUGGAGAUCUAUUUGCCUGGAAUGUUACACAGUAUGGCAUUCAACUAGGCUAUUAUUGAAUGCAUUUAUGUAGGAUGUUUGUAUUACACAAAAACACAUAGAAAAACAUUUUACUGUGAGUGGUUUUGCCUCUCCACAGGUCUUACCUGUCACUUGUCUUUAUGGUGUCACUUGCUUGUCUCCAUGGAGAUGUAAUUGCCAAAAAUGUUCCACAGUACGACAUUAAACUUAUCCAACAUAUAUUGUUUGAAAAGCUUUGUGAGCAGGUCCGCCACUCCACAGAUCCUACCUCUCACUCGACUUUAUAGUAUCACCUGCUUGUCUCCUUGGAAAUACGUUUAAUGCCGUACCGUGGGACAUUCCAGGCAAAGCAGUGACAUCUCCGUGGCCUUGUGGUCACUUCUUGUUUCUCGGGAGAUCGAUACAUUUAACACCAUACUGCGGGACAUUACAACUGCGAUAACAUCCCCAUGGAGACACAGACAUAACCAAUCACAGAAAUGUUCCGCAGUGCAGAUUUAAAUUUGAAGGUGGCUUUGCGCUGGCCACGGUUUGGAGACCGCCUUCCUGUACAAACUGUAUUUAUUGUGUAUAUCUGAUCAUGUUUCUUGUUCGUGUUUGUACUGUAUUUUUUCAUGUGAGCGUGAAGGAGGAUUCUUUUCGUUGAUGCAAUGAAAUAUUUUUUUAUGGAUGUUUCAACAAUGGAUUUUAGUGAAAAGAGACAACUGUUAACUAAACGCUCUGUCUUUUCUUGUUUCAAAUAAAAUGCUUGGUCAUCAU